This is a messenger RNA of Annulohypoxylon truncatum, 1038 nucleotides long. RefSeq lists its product as uncharacterized. The transcript has 3 exons. The record is from RefSeq and is a predicted model, not a curated record. NCBI's taxonomy places the organism in Eukaryota, Fungi, Ascomycota, Sordariomycetes, Xylariales, Hypoxylaceae. The coding region runs from base 1 to 1038 and encodes 345 amino acids.
AUGUCGAACGCUGACGUUGUCUUAAACCCCGCAGAACCCACCACUAAUGCGCCGCCUGGCAAGAUUGAACCCGACACGGCGGAAUUUGGCUCGUGCGAACCGGAUCCGAGAAGGAUCAUUAGUGUGGACCACUUUGACUACCUUGCACACGAAUGUACUCAGUUGAGCGACAUAGGCAAGUUAUUUGCCGGUGCGCUGAAGUUGCCAUCUGUAGUUACAUCCAAAGGGAGGGCGAAGUAUUUCAUCGACGAAGUAGAAAAGCUCGCAUCUACACAAACACAAGAUUCCCCUAGUACCUUCGCGUGGGAAUUCACUGAGAAACUCAUACGGAUUGCCGCUCAAAUCCCACCUCGCAACUUAGCACAAGCCGUCCUUGUGAAAACCAUAGCCUCACUAUACGCCACUGAGGAAAAGGAUGAGGUCAAUCAGUGGAGGAGUCUAAAGUCUUUUAGCAUGUCCAUGAGAGAAGCCUGGAAUCUUUCCCCAAACAUUGGAACCGGUCCAUCGUCUAAACACAACUUUACCGGAUAUCAGUGGAUAGACCUCAACUCUUUUCUCGCCAAGCUUCAUCAAAAACAAAUUGUGCAAUUGGAAAACUAUCCAAUUUGGGAACUUAGAUCUAGCCUCGAGACCCCACUGUCAAGCGAUGGUGAACCAGCAACAGACAUCAGGAUACGAGUGGUGGAGGAAUGGCUUCGCCAAACGGCACCUCGACUCCUACAAGACUCACUCCUAAGCACUUUUUCGGAUUUCCCUGAAGGAGGGAAUCGUGGUCGUCCGUAUCGCGGAGGGCCACUAUACACCGGCGAAAGCGGGUAUAGUCUUGAGCGAUGGUGUUUUUGGAAGCGUCGUCUCCGGGAAAUAAGAACCGAAGUCGACGAGGACCUGCGCGUUGUGGUUGAUGAGGCUACUGAGUAUAUGACCCGGGCUGAGAAGAAUCAAGGGAUGCUUGCUAAGCGUUCAGCCAAUCUGGCUGGGUGCAAGUCCGAUGGCGAUCAACCUGAAUAUGAGGACAGCGUGGUUAGCGAUUCAUUCUAG